AUGAGUUUAGGCAUUUGUAGGCCUUCAAAUAGCUCCUGGGCUAGUCCUACACACAUAGUCCGUAAAAAGAACGGCGAAUGGCGUAUAUGCAGUGAUUAUCGUCGUCUUAACGCGAUAACUAUUCCGGAUAAGUACCCGAUACCUCACCUGCACGAUUUCACUGCCAACGUGGCAGGAAAAACCGUUUUUUUGGUUCUAGAUCUCUAUAAAGCUUACCACCAAAUUCCGGUGGCUAAAGACGACGUGCCCAAAACGGCCGUCAUUACUCCUUUCGGUUUAUUCGAAUUUGUCUACAUGACUUUCGGAUUACGUAACGCUGCUCAAUCGUUUCAGCGUUACAUACAUCGCGCUCUUCAGGAUUUAGAUUUCGUCUUUGUAUACAUCGAUGACAUUCUUAUUGCAUCCUCCUCGGAAGAGGAGCAUAAGAAUCAUCUGCGUAUUGUCUUUCAAAGACUUAAAAAAUACGGUUUAUUCAUUAACCCAACUAAAUGCACUCUCGGUGCGCAAGAGGUUACCUUCUUAGGCCACGUAGUUAAUCAGGACGGUAUCAAACCGAUUUCCGAACGCGUUGCUGCCAUACAAAAUUGGCCUAAACCUCGUACUAUCGCCGAUCUCCGACGAUUCCUAGGCGCCCUUAAUUUUUAUAGGCGUAGUUUAAAACAGGUAGCUCGCAUACAAGCCCCGCUACAUUGUUUUUUAACAGAUUCGCGUAAAAACGAUAAACGCGAAAUUACGUGGACACCCGAUGCCAAAGACGCAUUUGUUAAAGCAAAAUCUAGCUUAGCUAACGCAGCCUUAUUGGCUCAUCCGUCCAAUGAUUCGGAAACACGCAUAGGAUGCUUCGAACUUCUCGAUGGGAGCUCCUCACCUAGGCAGUUACGACAAUUGUCGUUCAUCGCUCAAUUCUCUACUGAUAUCGGGUAUCUACCAGAUCCCGAUAAUUUGGUUGCCGACAGUCUGUCACGCAUUGAGGCACUCCGCCUACCAACUGAAUUUGAGCUUGUUGAUCUCGCCUCGCGGCAGAAAGAGGACGAAGAACUUCAACACUUAUUAGCUUCCGAUAAGUCUUCUCUUAAACUUAAAAAAUUUGUUUGGGGUUCAUCCAACUCCGAGCUCUACUGUGAAUUAUCAAGGGAAGCCAUUCGCCCCUAUAUUCCAGUAUCUCUUCGGAAGCAGAUAUUCGAUCUGUUUCACAACCCCGCGCAUCCUAGCGCAAAAGUCACUGACUGUAUAAUUCGUCAACGAUAUAUUUGGCCUAACCUGCAUCGCGAUGUCGCCUUAUGGGCAAAUAACUGUAUCGACUGUCAGCAAUCAAAGCCGGAAGCAAUUCCUUUAGCCGAUAUCUCGGCUCAAACAGUGGCUAAAGCCUUUCAUGAUCAUUGGAUCACACGGUUUGGCGCGCCGCAAACUCUAACUACCGAUCAGGGAACUCAAUUCGAGUCACAGCUUUUCGCGGCUUUACUCUCUCUCGUAGGCUGUAAACGCGUUCGCCCAACUGCUUACCAUUCCGCGUCAAAUGGAAUGAUAGAGCGCUGGCACCGUUCGUUAAAGGCAGCUUUAAUGUGCCACGGUACAGAAAAUUGGGUCAACACUCUCCCAACCGUUCUUCUCGGAUUACGUACCCACGUUCACUUAGACACCAUGGCUUUUCCAGCCGAGUUUGUAUACGGCACCGUGCUCCGCGUUCCUGGAGAAUUCUUUCUACAGGAUGACUUUACCCCCGAUCCGCAGAUUUUCAUUAGUGAAUUUUGCGAAUUCAUGCGCCAAAUUAAACCCGUACCUGUAACUCAUCAUCACAAAAAGCGUGCAUUUUUCUUUAAAGAACUCAACGCGUGCUCUCACGUAUUCCUUUGCACCGACGCGGUUAAAAAACCUCUCGAGCGACCGUACUCUGAACCCUUCAGGAUCAUUAAACGCGACUCCGAUAAAGUAUUUACUUUAGACGUCAAUAACCGACCAAUUAGCGUUUCCACGGAGCGUUUAAAACCGGCGCAUUUUCUGCUUGAGGAUAUUAACAGCUCCUCCAGAUGUUCCUACUUCCUCGUCAAUGCAUAA
This is a messenger RNA of Solenopsis invicta (red fire ant), 2055 nucleotides long. RefSeq lists its product as uncharacterized. Lineage: Eukaryota; Metazoa; Arthropoda; Insecta; Hymenoptera; Formicidae. The record is from RefSeq and is a predicted model, not a curated record. Gene Ontology annotation, biological process: DNA integration. Gene Ontology annotation, molecular function: nucleic acid binding. The transcript has 3 exons. The coding region runs from base 1 to 2055 and encodes 684 amino acids.